AUGGAGGCGGCUGAGGCGGCAGCCCGGCAGGCGCGAGAGCAGCUGGCAUCUUUGGAGACGCAAUUGGAGUUAGAGCAGGGGAGGGCAUCAGGCCUGCAGCACGCGGUUGAUUCGCUGCGGCAGCAGCUGAAGGAAGCUGAGCAGGCACUGGCGCGGGAGAAGGGAAAGGCGAGGAGCCAGACAGACGCGCUGGCUGCUCAGCUGCAUGAGCACCAUUGCUUGGCGGCCGCCGCCACCGAGCAUGCCGCUGGACUGCGGCAGCAGCUCCUCGAGGAGCGGCGGCAGCUGGAGCUGGAGCAGCAGCAGCGCAGGGAGGUGGAAGCUCAGCUCGCUGAAGCUGAUGAGGUGGCGCGGGCCAGGGAGGGAGAGGUGGAGCAGCUUCGGGAGCAGGAGCAGCGAGAGACGGCUUCGUGGCUUCGGCAGGUGGAGGAGGCGGUGCAGGCGCGGCGUGAGCUGGAGCUGCGCAACGGCAGCCUGCGGCAGCAGGCACAGCGGGCGAGAGAGGAGGCGGCCGCCGCCGAGGCGCGAGCUGCAUCGGAGCGCCAGCAGCGGCAGCAGGCGGAGGAGGGCAGGGCCGCCCUGCUGGCCCAGCUGCGGGAGGCAGAUGGCCGCCUCGAGGCGCUGGAUGGCGACUGCCGCAGCCUGGUGGCGGCCCAGCAGCAGGCAGAGGAGGCCAGGUCGGCUGCGGAGGGUGUGAUGCGGGAGCAGGAGGCGGCGCUGGCGCAUCUGGAGCAGCGCCUGCACGACUUGUCUGAGCAGGCGGCGGGGCAGCAGGCGCUGCUGAGGGAGCGGGGCGAAGCGCUGGAGGAGCGGCAGGCGGCGGUGCGCCUGCUUGAGGCGGAGCAGCAGGAGGCGGCGGCGGCGGCCCACGACUGCCAGCAGGAGGCGGCCGCGCUGCGCCUGUCGCUGCGGCUGGAGGGCGGCGAGAAGGAGGAGGCUUUGGAGCAGCUGCAGGAGGUGCAAGCCGAGCUGGCAGGCCUGCGCCUCGACCACGGCGUGCUGGCGGCGCGCAUGCGGUGCAUCGAGGGCAGCGAGGAGGCGUGCCGGGCGCAGGAUCUGGGGCAGCUGGAGCAGCUGGUGGGGACCAUAGAGGCGGCGGUGCCCAAGCUCAGGAACAUCGUGACCGAGCGGCGCAUCGAGGCGGCCCGCAGCGAGCUGGAGGCCUCCGCCGCCAGCCAGCUGACCUGCGGCAUCUGCUGGGCCAGCCAGCGGGAUACCUUCCUCAACUGCGGCCACCUCAUCUGCAGGCAAGCUAGCGCUGCACGCCUUGCAUCGCUGGCAGGAAUAGAGCAGCACAAGGCGUGCAGCGAGCGCAUGUCGGCCUGCCCCGUCUGCCGAGUAGCCAUCGCCUCCAGGACGCGUGCAUUUGUGUGA
Chlorella variabilis is the source of this 1374-nucleotide messenger RNA. RefSeq lists its product as hypothetical. The transcript is spliced from 5 exons. Lineage: Eukaryota; Viridiplantae; Chlorophyta; Trebouxiophyceae; Chlorellales; Chlorellaceae. The record is from RefSeq and is a predicted model, not a curated record. The coding region runs from base 1 to 1374 and encodes 457 amino acids.